Messenger RNA from Selaginella moellendorffii, 2113 nucleotides. RefSeq names its product U-box domain-containing protein 25. The coding region runs from base 259 to 1878 and encodes 539 amino acids. NCBI's taxonomy places the organism in Eukaryota, Viridiplantae, Streptophyta, Lycopodiopsida, Selaginellales, Selaginellaceae. Gene Ontology annotation, molecular function: protein binding. The transcript has a single exon. The record is from RefSeq and is a predicted model, not a curated record.
CCCUCAAAUCGAGCCUAGAGUCAAGCAAAGAAGGAAGUGUGGUGAGUGUGAGCGAGGAAGAAAAGGGGAAACUUUUAGAGAAGAGUGUGAGAGUGUGUGAGAGUGGAAGAAGAAGUGGUCUAUCUUUCCCAUCUAGCUCUGGUACAGUGUAGUAGUGAGAGUAGUGAGCGUGUUCUUCGGGGUGUUCUUAGCUUCUAGCAAUCGUGUGGGUGUCUUCUCCAGAGCUACAUUGUGAUCUCGCGCUCUCAAUCGCCCAGGAUGAAGAUGCGCAAGCACCACUGCGCGAGGCUCAAGCACGCCAAAGGCCAAAUCUUCACUUGCGGGAUGUUUGGGACGUGCUCCGACAGCGUCCUCAGCCCAAGAACACCGCCGCCAGCGCUGGUCAUCUCCAGCCCCCUCCCUACAGCGGCGGCGGCCGCGAAUCUCCCUCCCCCUCCUCCUCCGCCAGCCCCGGCCGCGGCGCCGCCCCCCAAGAGCAAUGCCGCCGUUCCCGAGAAGCCCAAGGCGGCGCCGCUGGCGGAGGUGCUGGCUCUUCCGCCAUCCCCGGACACGGUCGCCCAGGAGAAGAUCCUCAGCCAGUGGGACUUUGGGCUCAAGCAGCAAAUGGUCCAGCUGCGCGAGAGGGAGAGUGAGAUGAUCAAGGCGGCGGCAGCGGCGGCGGUGGCAGCGGCGGAGCCCAAGAGCGCCUCCGCUGGCAACAAGGACGAUUCCUCCCCCCAAGAGGCCGGCUUCUUCAAGGAGAGGUAUGUGGGUCUCGUGGACAGGGAUCUCAGCCCCUUCCAAUCCUCAAGAACAGCGCCACCAGCUCCAGCGGCGAAUCCAGCGCCACCAGCGGCCGAUCAGUCGCUCGACUCGCUCACCAAGGACACCGCCUGCGGCAGAUUCGCGAAGGCCUCGCUGCGAUCCCUGCGCGUGCUGGCGGAGGAAUCAGAUCGAAACAAGCGCGCCAUCAUCGCCGCCGGCGUCCCGGACAGCCUCAUCGCCCUCCUCCUCUCCUCCUCCCCGGAGAUCGAGAAGCGCGACAUCCUCCGCGAGGCGCUGGCGCUGCUGGCGGCGCUGGCCGACGACGAGCACACCCAGGAUCUCAUCGCGCGCUCGCGCCUCCUCCCCGCUAUCGAGUCCGACCUCCGCCGCCGCUCCACCGACGCGUGGAUCCUCCUCUGCAAGCUCUCCGCCAACGAAUCCGCGGUGGAUCCGGCCGCCAGCUCCGGCAUCCUGGGCGCCUGCGUAGCGCUGCUCAAGGAUCCCUCCGCAGAGGCCAAGCUCGUCCGCCUAGCCCUAAAAUCAAUGCUGGGGAUUUGCCUGAGCAAGCCGAAUCGCAUCCCAGCCGUCAAGGCCGGCGCCGUGGAGGCGCUGCUCGACACACUGGUGGAUCUCCAUGGCGUCGAUGGUGGCGAGUUUUGCAGCAAGAGUGGGAUCGUCGUCAACGUCGAGAGGGCGCUCGCGACGCUGGAGCUGCUGUGCACGAGCAGCGAGGGCCGCGCGGCGAUUUGCAGCCAGCCCAACUUCAUAUCCGAGCUCGUCGGGCUCGUCCUCGGGGUCUCGGAGCGCGCAACCGAGUACGCCGCCGGUGUGCUCUGCGCGGUGCUGUGCGACAAUCUGGGCAGCGAAGAUGGUACCACCGCCGCCGCCGCCAGCUUCGCCGCUGGAGCUGCCAGGAUCACUUCUAGCGCCACCUUCAAUGGGCUUGGCGAGCACAGCAGCGUCCAGGAGAUGGCGGUGAAAGGUGGCGCGCCCGCGCAGAUGCUGCUGGUAAUGCAAAGCGAUUGUAGCGAUCGCGCGCGGAGGAAGGCGGCCAAGCUUCUCAAGGCGCUCCACAAGUAUGGGGAGAAUCACAACACGAUUCACAGCGACCUGGCCAGCACGAUCACGUAUUGAUCUGAUCGAUCACGUAUGGGUUCUCAGAUUUGCAUCUGGGGGACUCUUGUCUGGUGAUCUCCGGGAAGAUCCGGAUCCGCGGUGUACAAAAACUAUCCCGAUCCCGAUCCCACUUCCACGCUGCUGUGGAGAACGAUCGAGCGAGCGAGCAAACACACGAGCAAACCAACGAACACCAAGAGGCCUGCUGUGUAUAUAUUAGUAUGAAGUUAAUCAAAAACUUUCUUCUCUGAAA